This is a messenger RNA of Macadamia integrifolia, 1196 nucleotides long. Its product is annotated as polygalacturonase non-catalytic subunit AroGP3-like. Bases 75 to 1103 code for a protein of 342 amino acids. The record is from RefSeq and is a predicted model, not a curated record. The transcript is spliced from 2 exons. NCBI's taxonomy places the organism in Eukaryota, Viridiplantae, Streptophyta, Magnoliopsida, Proteales, Proteaceae.
CAAAACCCCACUCAUUCCCAUAAAGCAACAUACCCAACUCUGCAACUCAUUCGGUUCUUUGUUUCAAUUCCACCAUGACGCGUCCCAUUUUUUUGCUUGGACUUCUAAUAGUAGCAUACUUUAGUGGGUUUCAUGCUGAAAAUGCCUUCUCAAAGUAUUGGGAAGAACAUAUAAUUAAUCUUUCAGACCCUCCACAUUGGCUAGUUGCAAAGGCUUCACCAUUAAACCUCCACCAGGCAGCAUUUUAUAUGAAACUCAUGGAGGAAAAUGAAUUGGCUUCCCAUUUGCGUUCGUUCUGUAAGCUUGCUAAUAUUGUUUGUUCUACCAAUGUGUUACUGAAGAAGACAAUGGACGACACAACCUUGCCACCAAUUGCUCAGUGGAAUGCUAUCAAAGUUGUUUAUGAAGACACUCCAAAAGAAAUACCCAUGUCUGUCACCAACCAAGGGGGAUUGCCAUUUUUCCGGGAGUCAAUGGUAAAAGAAGGAGAUUUUAUGGCAGUCCCUGAUCUAAGGGACCCAAUGUCAUAUAGAUCAUUCUUCCCGCAACCUCUAGCAUCAAAAGUUCCAUUUUCAUUAGCCCAGAUUGAGGGAUUGAAGAAAAUGUUUGGUGUGGUGGAUGAAUCAAACAUGGAUCAGUUUAUUCAAGACACCCUUAAGAUAUGUGAGGAAAGACCCAUUCGAGACGACCGAAGCACCUGUGCGACUUCCGGUGAAGAUCUCAUUGAUUUUAUCAUCAAGCAAUUAGGGCACAAUGUAUGCAUAUGGAGUACUGAGAGUAUUGAAGGAUCUUAUGAGAAUGUCACAAUCGGAGCUGUGGAACUCAUAUAUGGAAAUAUGUCUGAACCACCAGCAUUAUGUCAUAGUCUUCCAUUCCCAUUUCAAGUCUAUUAUUGCCAUGUUUUACAGAAAGUGAAAGUAUUUGUAGUUGAUAUACAUGUUCAGAAGAAAGUGAAUCAUGCAAUUAUGGUAUGUCACUAUGACACAUCAACUUGGAAUCCAAACCACAUUGCAUUUAAGCUUUUGGGUUUUGGCCCUGGCCUAAUAGAAAUUUGUCAUUGGAUAAAUGAGAAUGGAUUGGUCUGGACAAAGAGUCUAGCUUGAGCAACAUUGAAGAUCUGAUUAUCUUCUGAUUGUCUUAUAUGUAUUACAUGUUACUGAAUUUUCUAUUUGAAUAUAACGACUUAUUUUGGCUUA